AUGAAAGGUACAGAAUCUCGAAUAUCGAUACUAGUAUCGAGUGGUACUCAAACUGGAAAUCUAAACGCAUUGCAUCAUGUGGACACUUCAGUUACAAUACCAUUUAUGCAUUAUAUUACUCUAAAUUCGGUUUAUUAUGAAAAAAUAUAUCGAUCUGUUCGUACAUGUGAUACCAGUACUGAUGAUUUAAUGGGCUAUACAAAUGGAGAAGGUCACACUGCUCCAUCAUCAUCUACUGCUGUUAGUACAGACACGUUUCUUGAAAUUAAUCUUGUUUCACCAUCUUCAUCACCAAUGAAUUCUAAAAUGGGAGAUGAAAAUGUUUAA
Messenger RNA from Rotaria sordida, 327 nucleotides. NCBI's taxonomy places the organism in Eukaryota, Metazoa, Rotifera, Eurotatoria, Philodinida, Philodinidae. The record is from the annotation of a GenBank genome assembly.